Molecule: messenger RNA, 3016 nt
Organism: Notolabrus celidotus (New Zealand spotty)
Lineage: Eukaryota; Metazoa; Chordata; Actinopteri; Labriformes; Labridae
Product: zinc finger and BTB domain-containing protein 18
Exons: 4
Coding region: 582-2300 (572 amino acids)
Biological process (GO): regulation of transcription by RNA polymerase II
Molecular function (GO): DNA-binding transcription factor activity, RNA polymerase II-specific; RNA polymerase II cis-regulatory region sequence-specific DNA binding
Source: RefSeq, a predicted model, not a curated record
AAUCAUGAAUGACGUCAUGAGCAAAAACAAGGAUCACAAACGCCUGUUGUAAAGCUAGCUCGCAGAGAGAAUGGAUGCACUUGAAUUAUGCUUAGCGAAACAGUCUUAAGGCAUGAAGCCAGUAAUGCGACGUGUGGAUAGAUAAACGCCUUAGACUCGACGAUGGUUUAUAGUGUGCAUAGUUGGGUUCAACUCGCACAGGGUUUGUCUCCAUCAACGAUGCUUAUCAUACGAAUCAUGCUAAGUAUCGGCUAAGCUACCGUUAAGCCGAGGAGUCACAAUAGCUGGCGAGUCGACUCUGUAUUGACAUAGGGGAAGUAGGUAGUCCGUCGAGUAUCGCUUGACCAGCAUUUUAACGUUUAUCAUGUUACUCAUUGACUAUUAUUGCUAACUACUUUUAGUACCGAAAACAACUUGAGUUAUUGCUAUUUGACAGAGUUAGUUCCGAUAAUGUUGUACAAUCAAAUUAGCAUGUUGUAGCAUUAGCCAAGAGUUGUCUUCCUAUACUUUGAUUUUCUUCACAAGGACACGGAGUUCCGUUGUCUUAAAGUGUUACAAGUUACGGGAACCUGACUGCCAUAAUGUCGGACCUGGACACCCUGAUUGUCACUUUUCAGACCCAGCUCUCGGAUGUGAUGGAGACUGUGGUUAAGACAGCCAUGUUUGAGGUCACAAGGUUAGUAGAAGACGGCCUGUUGGAGGAGGUAAAACGCAAGAACCAGGAGGUGGAGUCACUGAAGAUACAGCUGCAGUGGGUUCAGAGAAAAUUAAAAGACCAUGGGGGAAAAGUGGGAAGCAACAAUGGGAAGGAUGCUGACUCUCCCGAGGAUGGUGUAAAACUGUCCUGUGACACUACAGGAGAUCAGCAGGAUGUUCAGGAAUGUGGUGUGAAAAAAGAGGCUGACUCUGUGGAAAGUUGGAAGAGAAACGUCCCACAGGAAAUCACACCAGAAGAAAACCAGGCAGCAGAAAAUCUGGGAGCCACUCACAGCAUUGAAUCACAGACAACAGAUGAAGAAGAUGUGCUGCCAGUGGUGGAUAUAAAGGAAGAAGAAGAAGUGAACAUGCCACCAUGUUCUUCUGUGGAUUUUGGAGGGUGGGGUGACACAGAUGAAGGUGAAGCCAGGCUUGAAUCCAACAAUGCCAGUGAGAUCAUUGAGGCACAACCAAAACACACUGCAGAAAACAGUCAGGAAUUAUUCAGGAAUACCAUCAAGCAUGACCUGCAGGUCUCCACUGCUUAUGAUUCCCCAGGAGAAACACACAUGGACACUGAUCCAUCCAUAGAGGCGGACAGUGGCUGGGAUGAUCUUACUGCCACAACUGCUGGAUUAAUGCAGAAUCAAAGACAUGCAGCAGAAAGAGACUGUAAUCCAGCCAAAACUACAAGAUCUUCAACAGGAGCACCACAUGAUCUGUCUGACUCUGUUACACCAGAUGUUUGUGUUCUCAUUCCCCCAAGUACGGAUCAGAUUACAUCCCCAGUAUCCCCUACAGCAAGACUGCAAAACAGUGAUGUGUUGGGUGUGACUAUCAAGCAGGAGGUUAGUGUCGGUUUUGAUGAGUGUGUGGAAAGCAGGUUAAAGAAAAAGACAGCGCCAUCUCUCUCGUCACUUGUUAAACACUACGGGAGAAGUCCAGAAGUAUUCAAGCAGAACCGCUUUUCCUCUAAAGCCAGAGUGCAGGAGGUCAUGAGGCUUCAUUCCAGAGUGGGUACAGGUCUCAGACUGCAAAAUGCUUUACAGCACCUCCAUCGACCGAUGAGAAAGCCCCCUCACACACUCUCAAACAGCACCACAGCAGCAGCAUCUGUAGCUCACUCUCAGGUCGUUAACUUAAACUCUAUUAACAGAAUUCCCUCUUCAUCUAAAGCUGCCCUUCCUCCUCUCUCACUGCAGCAAGUCCGCCAGGGAGACAAACAAGCUGUUGCACAUAACCGAAAUGGUGCGCCAUGGAUUGGCAUCAAAACCCAUCAUCAGUCCACAAACUCCCCUCACACUAACCCUUUACCCCACUCUGACUCUCACCCUCUGGUUUGCUCCAGUAAGCUCCAGCGCUGUGGCCAGUGCGGGAAAUGCUUUCCACACCCCAGCAACCUGAAGGCUCACUUGCAGACUCACACAGGUGAGCGGCCUUUCUGCUGCUCUCUCUGUGGUCGCAGCUUUACCAAGCUGAGCAACCUUAAAGCCCACAGGCGGGUUCACACUGGAGAGAGACCAUACUGCUGCUUGUCUUGUGGCAAACGCUUCACUCAGAAAUGUAACCUGAAACGCCAUCAAAGGAUCCACCUGGAUGUAUGAUGGUGGGCAAUCAGGAAGAAAAAGACAAGUUUGGCAGGGUUGUGUUUUUUAAGACACAAAAGAAUUUAAUGUGCAAUGUGAUACACUUGCAGUGAUACACUGUAGAAAUACUUGUUGGGUAGGCUUUUUGACGAAGUUAUUGUCCUAUUCUUCUGUGCAUUCCAGAACAUUUCAUAUUAUGACUUUCAUGGUGUUGAAGGGUUGGGUGCUGUGACCACUGCACCGUUCAUCAAAAAAACUGUAAAAACUUGAUAGAAAUCAUGUCAGAGCAUGAGCAGCAGCUCUAAACUAUUAAAUUGUACCUCGAAAAAACGAGUGUGAUAACUUUUCUCCUCCCACCAUUGCGAUUGACAAAGUUGAUUUCAGAAGUCCUGCCUCUUCUUGAUUUGGAUUGCUCAGUGACCAGGAAGUGACAUUGAUGAGCGAGGCGGUGUUCCAAAAGUUGAACUUUUUUUAACUGAGAGCGUCACGAGUGCUGUGACAAAAAUCAGCUGACAAAGAGGGCGUUUUCGCUCUAAGCACGCUGAGCACUGAAAACUUUGAAACACUUUGAGUGUUAAUAGAAAACAGGUGCUGCCAGCGCAAAAAACGUUGGUGGUGGACACGGCACCUUGUUGAAGGGUAAAAAGAAGUAUGUUUUAAAAUGUAUCAUGCACAGAGAAAUGUCAGUUGUCUCUUUGGUCAAUAAACAACUAUUUAUUCUGUGAUUACUCAAA